ACAGUGUGGCUUGCCGCCCUGCGAGAGACAGAGAAUGAGGAUUCAACGGAGGAGCACAUCAUAUGUGAAGACCACUUUCUGACAGGCCACAUAACAUCACGCGGAAUAAGCGAUGAUGCCAUUCCUACCAUGCCACCAUACCUCGACGGACCACCAAGUCUGAUCAGCCCAUGGGGCGAGGACUCUUCUGAGGAGGAGGAAUUCGUGGAUGAUGAUGAUGAUGAUGCUGUUGGUGUUGCUACGGCUAAGCACGUGAGGAUGCUCUCAGGAUCACUUUGAUUGACAGCUUUCUUAUUGCAUUCAUUGUAGUCGUUGUUUUUAGUUAUCCCAGUCUACAUGUAUUUUAUUUACAGAAUGACGAUGUUGAAGAAGAGUACGACGAGAGUCAGGCCGAGACAGAACCAUCUGCAUCUAGGUAAGGUAACAGCACUCUAGCCUGUAUGAAAUAUAAUGAGCAUUAAUCCUUUUGUGUUUUGGUCCCUCAAUCGAGUAGUGAAUUUCAAACACAGAUUCAACCACAAAGACAAGGGAGGUUUUUCAAUGCCUCACAAAAAAGGGCACCGAUUGGUAGAUGUGUAAAAAAAAUAUAUAUAUAUAUAUAUAUGUCUCUUUGAUCAUGGUAGUUAUUCAUUAGGCUUUGGAUGGUGUAUAAAUACACCCAGUCACUACAAAGAUACAGGCGUCCUUCCAAACUCAGUUACUGGAGAAGGAGGAAACUGCUCAGGGAUUUCACUAUGAGGCCAAUGAUGAUUAAAACAGUUACAGAGUUUAAUGGUUGUGAUAUGAGAACUGAGGAUGGAUCAACAACAUUGUAGCUACUCCACAAUACUAACCUAAAUGACAGAGUGAAAAGAAGGAAGCCUGUACAGAAUACAAAAUAUUCAAAGCAUACAUCCUGUUUGCAACAAAGCACUUAAGUGGUUGUUGUUGUUUUGUUUCCCUCUUCACUCUUGGUCCCGUGAACUAGUUGAAGACAAGGUAUGGGUGAUCAUCAUUUCUGAAAAUCUAUUUAUUAUUAUUCAACAUCAACCUGGCAUUGAAUGACCCUUUGACACUUCUUUGCCUUGGACAAUUCCUGCAUCCAGGGCUGACUCCAGGCAUAAGUGACAUAAGCGGUUGCUUAGGGCCCCAGGCCGCUAAGCAACCACUUUAAAACUGGAAACAAUUUUUUAUUUUUUUUGCUGUGCCCCAUGGCAAAAUGUGUAGAAUUGCAGGAAAUGCACUUAAUUUUUUUUUAUCUCCGCCAUCAAGGGGGGGCCACUAAAAUGUUUUGUCGCGUGGGUGGGGGCAAUAAAUCUCGCUUAGGGCCCCCAGAUGGCUGGCUGCAUCCCUAAUGGCAUCCUAUCCACUAUUUAGUGCACUACUUUUGACCAGUGCCCAUAGGGGAACACCUGUGACCAGGUGAAUCCAGGUGAAAGCUAUGAUCCCUUAUUGAUGUCACUUGUUAAAUCCACUUCAAUCAGUGUAGAUGAAGGGGAGACAGGUUAAAGAAGGACUUUUAAGCCUCGAGACAGUUGAGACAUGGAUUGUCUAUGUGUGCCAUUCAGAGGGUGAAUGGCAAGACAAAAUAUUUAAGUGUCUUUGAACAGGGUAUGGUAGUAGGUGUCAAAGUGCACCGGUAUGAGUGUGUCAAGAACUGCAACGCUGCUGGGUUUUUCCUGCUCAACAGUUUCCCCUGUAUAUCAAAAUGGUCCACCAACCAUGGCUUUGAUGAAAUAUUGUACAUUUCUCCUACUGUAGCCAGUGCCACUGAACCCAAGCCAGUGGUACUGGACACCCUUUGUCCGCCAGGAUCUGUCCCUGGCUCUGUUGACUAAGAAGUUCUUAAGGCUGUUGCGUGGCAUCCCUCAUGAUGUCAUGGACCUUAACCUCGUGGCACAGAACCUCAACACACGCAAACGGAGGGUCUGUGACGUCACCAACUACCUGGAGGGGAUCAAGCUCAUUCAGAAACAAUCUGCCAACAAGAUCAAUUGGAUGUGAGUACUACAGUUUCAACACACAAGCGCUUCGCUAGUCUGUGCUCCCACCUUCUGUGCUUAAUUGUCUGUUUUGACACGGUGUUCAUGCAAGGUCGUAUUCAUUAGGCAUCAAAUGGAAGAAAACAGACUGAAAUAGGGAGGGACUACCACCUGAACUUGUCCAAAAUUAAAGACACAUUUUUGUGUUCUGUUGCAAAACGUUUAUAAACAUCUUCCACGGCGUGCCCUAAUGAAAAUGUGAUCCCUGUUGUUGAGCUGUUCUUGUCUAUUAAUGUUCUGUAUUAUGUCAUGUUAUCUGUGGACCCCAGGAAGAGUAGCUGCUGCUUUCGUAACAGCUAAUGGGGAUACUAAUAAAAUACCAAGACCAGGUCACCCUGCAUGGUUGCAAGGGGUUUGUCUGUAUUCUAUAACUGAGUGUGGUAUCCUCCUCUCCCUCCCCAGAGGUCCGUGUCCAGUCAAUGGUUUUGUGGGGCCGAAGCAGAGGCUUCAGCGGGAGGUGCAGAACCUGAAGACGGUGGAAAGUCUGGAUGAGCUCAUCAAGACCUGUGCACAGCAGCUCUUUGACAUGAAGGACAGCCUAGACAACAGAGAAUAUCCUUUUAGAACACAAACACUGUAAAAAAAAAACUAUUGGUCGCUAAAUCCGGCUAGAAGGACCAUGUAAAAACUAUUGGUCGCUAAAUCCGGCUAGAAGGACCAUGUAAAAACUAUUGGUCGCUAAUUCCGGUUAGAAGGACCAUGUAAAAAUGGUUGGCUGGUAUGCCCUCACCCGUCUGUUCAGCUGUGAAUGCCCUCACCCGCUAUAUACUUAUAACUGAGUGGUUUGGUUCUGUCCACUAUAGUGCUGUCCGAUCAGAACAUGAUGUUGAGGCCCAUACUGAACACUUGGUCACCACCACACCCACACACACACAGACACUGCUGUUUCUAUCUGAGGAUGUUUAUAUGAUUGUGGUCAUCUGAAUUACUUGGAAUUUUAUUGUUGUUUAUUUCGGUGCAUGCACAACAUUCAGACAUUUGUGUUACUGUUGACAAUAAAAAGUCCUCAGAAACAUGCGUCUUCUCCCUACAGACAACGAUAACACUCUGAUCUGAGUGGGCGGGUGCAGUGUCCAGAUGCGCAUUUCCAAACGCUCUGAUUGGUUGCGAAUGGCAGGGCAGCCAAUCUAAUGGGAUUUAAUGGAAAUUGAAGGGACCGUGAGGGGAAGUUAGGUAGUAAAACUAAUACUCUACCUUUUACAUGGUACAAACACUGGUAUUUUAAGUAGCUGACAACACUGAGAAUAGUAGAUGAGGAGACACAAUCCAAAAAGUAGCGAAAUGCAGACUGAUGAUAGUAAUAAAUUACUGUCUAAAAAAAUAUGAAAGUCACUCUCAGAUUUACGCUGUGAAUGAACCAACAUUUUGGGACAUAACGUUAGGUUUGAGGCCGUUACGAUUGAGGCCGAACAGCUGUGGAAACCGUCACCAGUCCUAAAGUACAAACAAUUUGUGUGUCCUGCUGUUGUAUCCUCUUUAACUGCCUCUGGACAUUAGCAUACGUUACCCACAGUGACAUCAGUGGUAUCAAGGUGUUCCAGGAGCAGACGGUCGUUGCCAUUAAGGCCCCGGAGAAGACCAAGCUGGAGGUGCCCACACCCAAGGAGGUACAGUAAGCCCUGGAGGGCCAAUUUCAAUCCUGCUUUACAGACCUGGGUCGUGUUCUUUAGGGAACACAGUAGCAAAACGUGGUGCAAUGAAAACUGGCGUUUCUUAUUGGACAAGCUAAUAUAGUACAUCUCCUGUUUCCACAGUUUUCUUCUGUUUCAUGCCUAAUGAAGACACUACUCUGUAGCUGUACAUGAAUGCUUAUUCAUUCAUGACGCACUGACACAAACUAAACAGUUGCAGAAUCGGUACAAUUCUAAACCACUGAGUCUGAUGUUGAUUGGCUGAACUUAUCACUUUCUUGAAUUGUUUCCAUUUUAGAACGGCAUCCAGAUCCACCUGAAGGGAGGCAGGGGACCAAUCAAAGUGCUGACCUGUGAGAUGGGCGGGCCUCCACGUGACACACAGGGAAGUGGAAAGACAAUGGACUUUCUAGCACUGGAGGAGAGUAGGAUUAAGGCCAUGCUUCUGCAGACAGGUAACAGCUGUGCUUUUCAAUCAAUCAAAUCAAUCAAUUGUUAAGCUAUAUUAGGUGCCUUAGACAUGAAUUUACCUCUAUGUAAAGUACAUUACUUUCUUGAGAUAUCCUACUCUGUAAAAAAGGGAUUAUGACAUGAUUGGAUUGGAACAUUGAAUGUGCUCCCCACUAUGUUCAGCAGAGGGAGCUGUUAACUAGAAAAUAGGUUUGUGAAAUGCUGUAUCAAAUGAGGUCAGUUACUUCACAAAAGAAAGGUAUAAAGGUUGAUGUUUUGGUGUGGAGUCCAAAUCAACUGUUAAUUUCUCUCCUUCUGUAGGGACCUCUGCAUCACAGAAUGCUGUACAGAGUGGA
This is a messenger RNA of Coregonus sp. 'balchen', 4458 nucleotides long. Lineage: Eukaryota; Metazoa; Chordata; Actinopteri; Salmoniformes; Salmonidae. The record is from the annotation of a GenBank genome assembly.